Uranotaenia lowii is the source of this 2175-nucleotide messenger RNA. It is a transcript of the gene hyx, whose product is annotated as parafibromin. The record is from RefSeq and is a predicted model, not a curated record. Gene Ontology annotation, cellular component: Cdc73/Paf1 complex. Gene Ontology annotation, molecular function: RNA polymerase II complex binding. Bases 188 to 1813 code for a protein of 541 amino acids. The transcript has 5 exons. NCBI's taxonomy places the organism in Eukaryota, Metazoa, Arthropoda, Insecta, Diptera, Culicidae. Gene Ontology annotation, biological process: transcription elongation by RNA polymerase II; positive regulation of transcription elongation by RNA polymerase II.
GUGCAGAUACUGACAGCGUCAAUCGGGGUGAACGCCAGCCAGCGGAAAAGAAGAAGAGCUUGAGAUGUGUUUUCGUGCUUGAUUUCAAUAAAAUCUUUCAAAAGUGAAAAUUAAAUCUCUUCCUGAUAUUCGUCAGUUUCCUAGCUGAUUUGUUACCGAUCACCAGCCGGAAGUAUCCUGCAGCACCAUGGCCGAUCCUUUGAGCUUGUUGCGACAGUACAACAUCAACAAAAAAGAAAUUAUCGAACGAGAUGGGCAGAUCAUUUUCGGAGAGUUUUCCUGGCCCAAGAAUGUAAAAACAAAUUAUCUUAAAUACGGAUCUGGCAAAAAAGGAGCUCCGAAAGAGUAUUAUACUUUGGAGUGUUUGUUGUAUAUAUUAAAGAAUGUUGCCCUCCAGCACUCGGUUUACGUUCGACAAGCUGCGGCCGAAGAUAUCCCUGCGGUCAACCGACCUGAUCGAAAGGAACUGCUACAGUACCUUAAUGGCGAAACUAACACAUGCGCUAGUAUUGACAAGAGCGCGCCGCUGGAAAUUCCAACCCAGAUUAAACGACCGGCGGAAUCGGAUACACUUGAUAACUUGGCCAAAAAGGCUCGAUACGAAGAUACCCAGGUGCAAAAAGUGAAGGAACAACUAGCAGCUCGAUUCGAUGUCAACAAAAAAGAAGCUUCCGUUAAUAUUGACAACAUUAAAUCUUUAUCGGAAACUAUGUCCGUCGAAAAAAUCGCUGCCAUCAAAGCGAAACGAUUAGCCAAUAAAAAGUUCUCUAUCAAAAAAACGGAUAACGAUGAUACCAUGGGAGUUGGACCAGAUCUGCGUGCCAUUUUGGACUUUGAUGUCGAUUCCACUAAAGAUAUUAUCAGCAGAGAGCGACAGUGGCGUACUCGUACAACGAUACUUCAGAGUAGUGGAAAAGUAUUUGCGAAAAAUAUAUUGGCUAUACUGCAAGGUAUCAAAAAUCGAGAGGAAGGACGAGGUCGUCCACAGGCACCAGCUAUCAAGCUUCCAGAACCUACACGGGUCAUUCGUCCUCAACCUCAACCAGCUCAAUAUAAUCGUUACGAUCAGGAACGCUUCAACAAACAAAAGGAGGAGACCGAAGGUUUCAAGAUCGACACUAUGGGUACUUAUCAUGGCAUGUCGCUCAAACUGGUAACGGAAGGAUCGGCCGCGCAAAAGAAAGCUCAGCAACAGAAUAUUAGCAACAACAAUAACAAUACUGUACUUCCGCCUAGUUUUCCACCGGGAAGACCUAAAGAAUUGAUACCAACGGCCCAAGCUCGGAUAUUGCCGCAAACUAAUCCGAGCAAACGGCAGAGUAAAACACCCAUUAUCAUCAUUCCGGCUGCUACGACUAGUUUAAUUACAAUGUACAAUGCACGCGAAAUCCUUCAAGAUUUAAAGUUUUUGACUACGGAUGAAAAGAAGGCAAAAGGCGGAGUUCGAGAGAACGAGGUGUUGGUACAGCGUCAAAAAUCCGGUGGUCUCACAGUACCCUAUCGAGUUAUCGAUAACCCGUCUAAAUUGUCGGCUCAAGAUUGGAACCGAGUGGUGGCUGUCUUUGUAAUGGGACCAGCAUGGCAAUUCAAAGGGUGGCCUUGGGAUGGUAACCCGGUUGAAAUUUUUGCCAAAAUCGCGGCCUUCCACUUGCGGUAUGAUGAAAUGAAAUUGGACGCUAACGUAGCACGUUGGGCCGUGACGGUUUUGAACGUUUCCCGAACGAAACGGCAUCUGGACAAAGCCAGCUUAAUGGUUUUCUGGGAGAAGUUAGAUCUCUAUAUGACAAAGUAUAAACCAGAUCUUCGCUUCUGAGGAAACAUCUAAUAUAAUGGAAACUACAACAAAAACUGCAUCGCAUUAUGAAACUUUUUUAAAUGAUUAUUUUGAAAACAUAGUUUUGCUAUCGUUAGAUAUAUGAUAAGCUUUCAUAUAAUUUUAAAAGUAAGUAUCAUUUCAGUUUCCAUGAAGAAGCAAACUGGAUGGAAUACCGCAAUCCCUCGACUUACACAACGUCAAGAAUUUAUUUUCAUUGAGUGAAGUAAAUGUAAAGUUUUUACUGACACCUUCAAAAACUCUUUUAGCUUCCAUUAGUGUCAAUCGCAUUGGGAUUGAAGAAGAGUACCCAUUUGUUUCUGAAAUAGUAUCUUUACGAAUAAUAGAACAGACACGUUUAA